Dovyalis caffra is the source of this 384-nucleotide messenger RNA. Lineage: Eukaryota; Viridiplantae; Streptophyta; Magnoliopsida; Malpighiales; Salicaceae. The record is from the annotation of a GenBank genome assembly.
AUGUAUGUCCCUGGGUUUGGAGAAGCAUCACCAGAGAAAAAGGCAGCAAAAAACCUGCAUGAUUUCUUCACUUACAUUGCUGUUAGAAUCGUCGCUGCACAGCUUCAGAGCUAUAACCCUGAGGCCUAUCAAGAGCUGAUGGAAUUUUUGGAUAGGCAUUCCUUGAACGAUGGAGACAAAUUUUGUUCUGAAUUGAUGAGGGAAUCUUCUAGGCACAAGGGUUUGGCUUUGCGAAUCAUAGAGGUUCGAUCUGCAUACUGUAAGGAUGAUUUUGAAUGGGACAACUUGAAGAGAUUAGCAGUCAAGAUGGUAGAUGAAUCAAACACAAGGCUCAUGAGAGAUUAUGUUGUAGAAACAAGCCAUAAUGUAGAAAGUGAGAAGUGA